This is a messenger RNA of Penicillium macrosclerotiorum, 2829 nucleotides long. RefSeq names its product putative alpha,alpha-trehalose-phosphate synthase subunit Tps2 (gene orlA). Gene Ontology annotation, molecular function: catalytic activity. Gene Ontology annotation, biological process: fungal-type cell wall organization; trehalose biosynthetic process; cellular response to heat. The transcript has 3 exons. The coding region runs from base 1 to 2829 and encodes 942 amino acids. Gene Ontology annotation, cellular component: alpha,alpha-trehalose-phosphate synthase complex (UDP-forming); cytosol. Lineage: Eukaryota; Fungi; Ascomycota; Eurotiomycetes; Eurotiales; Aspergillaceae. The record is from RefSeq and is a predicted model, not a curated record.
AUGUCCGAUCAAGGAAGCCCCGCGCAGGUGCCUGACGGGCAGCCAAACCCGGUGCUUGUUGGUCCAGGUCUCAAGGCCUUGAAGGAGCAGGCAUAUAUGAAUGCGACCAAUGCCACUCCAAGCGUGGAUAUCGAUAAGGAGCAGCAGAUGGAUAGUGAUGCGCCCUCCUACUUUGCCAACAUCCCGGGCGCUAAGACCGACUCUCUUGACCCCUCAGACUUGACAUCAACACCCCCUCAGAUCCGAAGAAAGAUGUCGUCUGGACAAGAUUUGUUGCGCCGGUUGAGUUUGACGGCAGGAGCAUCCCCCAUAUCGCCGGAGGUGGACCCCCGCGCACAGCAUCCCGGCCUCAAGCUAAGCGGCCGUUUGAUAAGCGUGGCAUUCUGUAUUCCGUACAAGCUUUAUUUCCAGUCAGGAUCAAACUGGACACUCAAAUCACGCUCCGGCACUUCGGCUCUCUUUGACUCAUUUGCCCACCUGGCCUCCGACGAGACUCAAUGGUCACACACCCUGGUAGGAUGGACUGGCGAGGUCGAAUCUACCUCAGACACCAAAAUUCCCUUACAACAGAUUUCUCUCAACACCACGACAAAUUUGUCCACCAGUCCUAGUAAUACCGCCUCUAUACCGAUCAACAAAGCAGCUGCCCCGAUCCCUGUCAAUGCGAGCCAACAGCCACCCUCGCAUCCCCUUGUCGAUGGAAUCAGUGUCGGCAAGGAAGAUCGUGAGCGGCUUGACAAGCAACUCUCUUCAGGGCGUUAUGGCCGAAUCUUGCCGGUCUGGCUAUCGGAUGCAUCGGAGGAACCAGAGGAUACUGUUCUUCUGAAAGAUCAAGGAAGAUGGCGGCGAUAUUCAGAGAGGGAAUUGUAUCCCCUGCUGCACUACAAGCAGCAUGGGCCGACAGAUGGUCGCUCUGAACGUCGGUGGUGGGCUGACUACGUUCGGUUGAAUCAGCUCUUCGCAGACCGAAUUGUAGCCGACUAUCAGGAGGGAGAUGUUGUGUGGAUUCAUGACUAUCACCUGUUUCUACUUCCCAGCAUGUUGCGACAGCGUAUCCCUAACAUCUACAUUGGAUUCUUCUUGCACUCUCCUUUUCCCAGCAGCGAGUUUGUGCGGUGCCUGGCCAAGCGUAAAGAGGUGCUGACUGGGGUCCUUGGCGCAAACAUGAUUGGAUUUCAGACAUUUUCUUACUCCCGACACUUCUCCUCAUGUUGCACGCGUGUCUUGGGAUUCGACUCGAACUCAGCUGGAGUGGAUGCGUACGGCGCUCAUGUUGCGGUUGAUGUCUUUCCCAUUGGCAUUGAUGCGCGCGCCAUCCAAAAGGCAGCGUUUGGGGCCCCGGAUAUUGAGAAGACUGUGAUUGGCAUCCGCAAAUUAUAUGCUGGAAAGAAGAUCAUCGUCGGCCGUGACCGAUUGGACAGUGUUCGAGGAGUAGCACAGAAGCUCCAGGCUUUUGAAAUUUUCUUGGAGAGAUAUCCCGAAUGGCGCGACAAGGUUGUCCUCAUACAGGUGACAAGUCCAACCAGUGUGGAAGAAGAGAAAGAAGACCCCGAGAACAAGAUUGCCAGUCAGAUUUCUAACCUGGUGUCCACGAUCAAUGGGCGUUUCGGAUCGCUGAGCUUCUCACCAGUUCAGUAUUAUCCGCAGUACCUUUCUCAACGGGAAUACUUCGCCCUCUUGCGUGUUGCGGACGUAGGUCUGAUCACUACGGUGCGAGACGGCAUGAACACCACAAGUCUUGAGUAUAUUGUCUGUCAGCAAACGAACCAUAGCCCUCUCAUUCUCUCUGAAUUUUCCGGUACCGCGGGUACACUCCCCAGUGCCAUUCACAUUAAUCCAUGGGAUCUGGUGGGUGUCGCAGGCGCCAUCGACCGGGCCCUCAGCAUGCCUGCCGAUCAACGGCGUGAGCAACAUUUGAAACUAUACAAGCACGUUAUCACUAAUACCGUCUCAACGUGGUCCAGGCUGUUCCUUCAUCGGCUCCUCACCAAUCUAUCCUCCUUUGACCAGUCUGUUGCUACCCCUGCACUUGACCGUGCGAAGUUGGUUAAGCAGUACCGCAAAGCUCGGAAACGUCUUUUCAUGUUUGAUUACGACGGUACCCUCACACCGAUUGUCAAGGACCCGCAGGCCGCUAUACCAUCUGACAGAGUUCUCCGUACACUCAAAACCCUGUCGGCUGAUCCACGGAAUGCCGUCUGGAUCAUUAGCGGACGUGACCAGGCCUUUUUGGACGAGUGGAUGGGUCAUAUACCCGAAUUGGGGCUAAGUGCCGAACAUGGCUGCUUUAUACGCAAGCCUCGAUCGGACGAUUGGGAGAACUUGGCCGAACGAUCAAAUAUGGGCUGGCAAAAAGAGGUGGUAGAGGUCUUCCAGCACUACACGGAGCGGACGCAGGGCUCAUUUAUUGAGCGGAAACGAGUGGCUUUGACAUGGCACUAUCGCCGGGCAGACCCCGAGUAUGGGGCCUUCCAGGCGCGCGAAUGUCGAAAGGCUCUGGAGGAUACAGUUGCCAAACGAUGGGAUGUGGAAGUUAUGGCUGGUAAGGCUAACCUGGAGGUCCGACCUACGUUUGUCAACAAAGGUUUCAUCGCAACCCGACUCGUAAACGAGUAUGGCACAGAGCCUGGGAAAGCGCCCGAGUUUAUUCUGUGUCUCGGAGAUGACUUCACGGACGAAGAUAUGUUCCGUGCCCUCCAAAAGUUCGACCUUCCCCAUGACCAUGUUUACUCAGUUACAGUGGGUGCUAGCUCGAAGCAGACCGACGCCAGUUGGCAUCUCCUGGAGCCCGCCGACGUUAUCGGCACACUACAGAUGCUUACCCAUUAG